GCUAAACAUGCUCAGGUCCUUUAAAUCUCAUCUGGUACGGUUGCAAGGCCCUUUAUCAUUCCAGUUGGUCCUGUUCUGGAUGCCCUCCAAGCCAUCAGUGUCCCUUGUAAAGAUGCCAGAACCAAAUCUUUGCUAUCCUGGAGGUCCAAUCUCAGAUCCUCAAUCCAGCAUAAAUUGAGACACUGCUCCUCAACUUUGGUGAAAUCUCAGAUUCUCCUGCAUUUGGGGAUUGGGAUUAAGAAUCCCUUCCCUUGUCACUGAUGCUGAAGAAUCAGACCUUGUUAAAGCCUUUCUUAGCCCCUGGAGGUUGUGUUCAAGAGUUCCCUUAUUUAUAUAGAUUCUAAAUGAUCACUCUAGUGUAAAUAUUACUAAUAAUGGAAAUAAGUCUUGAUCAAUGACACAUGUAAGACCCAGUGGAAUUGCUUGUUGACUACAGGAGGAGUAUGGGAGGAGGGGAGGCAAAGAGCAUGAAUCAUGUAACCAUGGAAAAACAUUCUGGAUUAGUUAAUUAAAUAAAAAUUUUCAAAUUAAAAAAGAGUUCCACUAUUCUUUUCCCCCUUACCCAAGAUUAAGAGAACUUACUGUGCUGAGGACAUUUUCUUAGACCUCAGUCCAAAUCUAAGGUCCCCUUCCAUUUGCUUAUUGAUUUAUUUAUCACUUUUUUCCUCUCCCUUUUCAUAUCUGGAUGCUAUCAAAGGUCCACUUUUCUGUGGUUUGGAGAAAUAAGAGUUGUUGGGACUACAUAGUGUAGUGGUCUUGAGAAGUGGGCUUUAUUCCUUUCUACUACUCAGUCAUCAGUUUAUUACUAAUUUAUAUCAGUCAGAUUUAUUUAUUUUGAUCUUUCUAAUUUUACAGACAUAUUUUUUUCCUGGUUCUACUUCAUUUUGCAUUAAUUCAUAUGUGUUCUGAGGCUUCUCUGUAUUCAUUUUUAUAACACAAUAAUAUCCCAUUACCUUAAUAUAUCACAACUUGUUUAGCCAUUCUUUAAUUGAUAUGUUUGUAAUAUUUCCAUUUCUGAGUUUCUAGAAAUAUUUUUCUGCAUACUGGUUCUAACUUUUUUUGUGACUGGCCCUCUUGUUGAACUCUCUCGCAGUGGGAUCUCUACAUCAAAGGACAUGGGUAGUGACUUUGUUUACCUAAAUCCAAGUUGCUUGACCAAUUUAUAUCUCUAUCAACCCAUCUAAUAUUAGCUUUCCAUUCAGAAAAUAUGUCAUAAUUUGCUAUGAAAUGAAACUAAAGAGUCAUUUUUGUUUUUGUUUUUCUUCUUCUUAGUGAUUUGUAACAACCUUUAAUCUGGUUCUUAGUAGUUUGUAUUUGUUUUUUAAACUCUUUUUUUACCCACUUGACCACUAACCUAAAGAUAUUUUGAAUAUUUUUUGGUCAUCAGAAAAUUUUAUUUUUUAUUAGUCUAUUCCAUUUACAAAACCCCUCCCCCCCCACUCCCAGUUAUUCCUUUCUUGUCAGUAAAGGAGAGAAUGUAUAAAAAUGCUUUAGCUAUCAAGGUUUUUCUUUGGAGGCAUUAUUAUUUUAAUCAUUCUUUUGAUUUAGAAUUAUAAUAUUUUUCAGAAGCAUAGCUCCUCCCUUCAGAGUUAGAAGGUUCAGAUAUCAAAUGUUCAGUUGUCCACAUUUCAAAAUACCAUCCCUGAAUUGGUCCUAGAAUUUUUUCCAUGCUGUCUCUUAUAGCCACUGUACUAUAUCAGUUAUUAGAAGGCUUUGCCUGUCAGUUACCUAUGUCCCAAAUUGUUUGAGAUAUUUAGUCAAUCAGUAAUAAUUAAAUUAUACCAUUUGGGGGGCAACUUGGUGGCUAAGUGAAUUGAGAGCCUGGCCUAGAGAUUCCUGGAGGUCCUGGGUUCAAAUCUGGCCUCAGCCACUUACUAACUGUGUGAUCCUGGCAAGUCACUUGACCCUGUGACCGCGAAAUGUGGGUUCAAGACUUUGAAAUGACAAAACUGUAAUGAUAAUUUCUAGUGUCUUGAUUUAAAUAAAAAAUAAGUGGUCGCCAUAGGAAAAUUCCCCAAAUAUUGAAAAUACCCAUCAGCUGGGUUUUAUGGAGAUUUUAAUUAAUAUGAAUGAACGAAUUAAGGAAAAGGAGAAAGAGAGAGGCAGGGGAAAUAGUAGGAAAAGGGUAGGGCCUAGGCCAAGUGGCCUAGGCCUUUCUCUUUAAGAGAGAAACUAAGUCAGUCUUUAAUCACUCACCACAAGAUUUUCCAAGCAAGCUCUAGUGUUCAGAGAGACCAGCUCCCACUCAGCUUCCAGACUCAAUUCCUGAACUGAGUUCAAAGAGAGCUCUGACUCCUGACCUCCAAUUUAGUUUCCAAAGCUGAACUCUCUACAGAGGCCUUAAACUCCUUCCUUUUAAAGAAAAUUUUCUCUUGUGUCACCUCCCCUAAAUUUUCACAUCUACCAAUCACAGUAGAUGCUUUUCCUGGGACUGCCCAUCUUUAGUUCUCAGCUUCUCUGGUUAGAUAAUAUCUUCUUAGUACUUCACACCUCUUUGCAAAGCUUGCCCUUUUAAAGUUGCUUAACCUUUUAGUGAUUAAUUUGACCUUCAUAGGUACUUAGCAUCCUUUUGUAUUAGAUCUAAAAAUAGACCUAGCUUAAGGUUUUGGCCUCCCUAUAAGUAUGAGUUAAGUACUUUUUCAUUGUUCAGUAAGGAGUUUUACAACUUUAUCUUUCCCUAAAGUAUGCCUAAGUAUGGGUGGAGUAAUGUUAGAGUUCCCAAUACAUUCCUGACCAAGUACCUUCAUUGUUUAAAAUGGGGAAUAGUCUUAACCAAAUGUUCCAAGGUAGAGUCUGAGAAAUUUUAAGAUUCACAACCCUCAUUACCUAGCCCAUUCCAUUCUUCUGCCUUGGAACCAAUACACCAAGAUAAAAGAUAUGGGUUAAAAAAAUAAAUUAUACCAGUUUGAUUCUAAUCAAACUGACUUUAUUAGUAAUGGUACACCAGUUUCAAACUAAAUUCAUAUGGAAGGUAUUAAGGGCAUGCUUAGAAAAAUAAAAAUAGGUGUUUAUUCCUGAUGUAGAAAUUAGAAGAUAAACAUUGUUUUCAUAUGGAUAAUGAAGAUAAAAAUUUGAGUAAUAAUUUGAAUUGUCAGUUGCUUCAAAAUAUAUGGAAAUGAUACCUUUUUUAAAUAUGACUUGUUUUUUCUCUUCUGGAAGUUAUAGCUUAAAAAGGAGUAGAAUGAGAGAGGAGAAUAAUUGCAAAGGAAGCUAGUUGUUUUGGUUUUUUUGGAGGGGUCUAUUUUUGUUUUGCCUAAGCACCCAACAUAUCACUAUAAUUAGAAAUGGAAGAAGUAGUAGUUGCUUAUCAUAGGAUGAAGAUCUUGAAAAUGAAUAAUAUCAAUCAAAAAACUAACCUUCUAAGGCAGCAUCCAGAAUAAUUGCUAAUGUGUUACUGAUUGCCUGAUGCUUAAUACAACUUCCUAGAAGGCCUAAAAUAAUUUAAACUAGUGGUUUAAUCAGGAACACCAUAUUUCAAUAUUUAUUGACCUAAUGCUAUAUUAGAAACUGGCUGAUGUUCUUAUAUUAUAAUACGCAUUAUUGUCUUAAUUUUUUUCGUUCAUAAGUCUCAAAUAUUUAGUAUUUGUCUGUUUUUUUCAGAUUUAUAUAGAUAUGGAAAAUGUUAAGUAAAUACAUAAUAUCUUCUACCCUGUUAUAACUUUAUUCCCAUUUUGCUAUUUGUAUUACCAAUUCCAUUAGAAACUACUCUAAAAAAAUCUUAUAUACCAUUUAGAUGCUUACUUUGAAACUGUUAUGUCCUUUUUUGUAAAAAGUGGGAACUGAAGUUAAAGGAAGGAAAUAAACAUUUAUACAGGUAGUGUUUUGGUAGCUUUAGAAAUAUUUCGUUUAAUCCUUUGUAAUAAAAGAACUAGAAACAAAAUAGUUGUCUAUCAGCUAGGGAAUGGCUUAAUAAAUUGUUGCACAUGAAAAGAAUAGAAUAGCAUGAUACUAUACGAAACAAAUAUGAUGAAUACAGAGAAGCAUGAGGAGACUUAUGAAUGGAAAGGAAAGUAAAUAGAACCUGUAGAACAAUAUAAUGUAAAUAAAAAGAAGUUUAAUUGAAAUUAAAUACUAUGAAAUUAUAAUUUUUAAGUUUGACUCCAAAAUGUAGUUAUGAAGGGUUUUUCCAUACGUAUUUAAAGAGCCAGUUAACUUUGGGCAGGAGAAACUACAUAUAAUGCAAAAUUUUUUAGAUAUGUUGGUUAGUUUUUCUUAACUAUUCCCCUCUUCUGUUUAGUCUUCACCAGUAGGCAUAAAGAAUUAUUUUGUGGAGAUGAUGGAAUAAGUGAUAAGUGGCAAAUAUUAGUGAUGUAAAAUAAAAGAUACCAAUAUGGAUUCAUUAAAAUAAUAAAUGAUGUAAGUUUUGCCCAUAGACUACUUUAAUUGAAUUUGCUUUAUAAUCCAUUUCCCCCAUGUUUUCUUUGAGUAGUGAUCAGAAUUUUCCUGCUUUUAAAAAAAAUAAUAAACUAUUCUUUUAGCAGUUCUAGGGAAAUAAGAACAAGGAAUAGCAAUAUUCUUACAAUUAAAAAUUCUGAUUUUAAUGGAUAUUUCUUUUUUCUUUCUUCCCCUCCAUAGCACUCUCUCGUCACAAAUUAAAAUAUGUAAACCACCUCAAUGUAGUAACUCUGUCUUGUCAACUUAAUAUAAAUUCAGUACUUAUAGUCCCCUCCUUUUAACAAAAGGAGGGAGGUAUGAUUUAAUACCUUCCCAAAAUAUACCAAAAUAUUUAUACUAGUACUUUUUUUUUGUGGUAGCUAAUGAAAAACUAGAACUAAAUGCCCAUCAAGUGGAAAAUGACUAAACAAGUUGUUACAUGAAUGUAAUAUAACAUUGCUGUGCUAUAAGAAAUAAUGAUUAUCAGGAAUUCAGGGAAGCAUGGGAAAACAUAUAGAUUGAUGUGUAGUGAAGCAGAACCAAGAAUACAGUAUAUACAAUGACUGUUAAAUGGAAAGAAUUAUACAAAAACAAUUGAAAUUCAUUGUCAUGAAAUUAUAAUACCCACAGUUGGCUCCAAAGAAGAGAUUUGGGAAGUAUCCUAACUCCCUUCUUUGUACAGAUGGGUUGAUGUAGUACCCUAGAUAUAAUGCCCCACUUUUUGGAUGUGCCAAUUAGUUUUACUGAACCAUUUCCCCCCCUUUCAAUGUGGUUAAAACUUCUUUCAAAAGAAUGGAAAUCCUAAAGAAGUACAUAUUUAAUAACAAACAGCUCCUAUUUUUGGUGUUUUAUCUAGUCUCCUAGGCACAAAGAGUUUGUGGUCCUGAUGCUUAGAGAUGGGUGAGUGAAGAGCUAAUGCAGUAUAGUAAAGAACUUGAAAAUUUCACUUUUAGUGUUGACAUUUAAACAUUAAAAUUGAAUUAGAAAAAUAAACUAUUUAUUGUGAUCUGUUCUUAUAUCAAAAAGACUUGUGAAAGGAAAGAAAGGAAAACUUUUAAGAAAAUUUUAAAAAUUGUAUCACUUAUAAAUUGAAGUGAAUAGACAAUAUAAUGAAAACUGAAAAAAUGCAAUUCCUUAUUUCUUCUUCUAUUAUUGUUUUAUUUUACUAUUACAUGGUGUUUUAUGGGUCUUAUCACUUCCACUAGGUUAUAAGAACCUUGUUGGCAAGAAACUUUUAUUCUUAUACUUUUUUAUACUUUUAUCCUUGGCUUGAAUGAUACCUUCAAUAAUGCCUUAUAUAAUAAAAUCUUAAAUUCAUACAUUUUUAAAGAUUUAUGUAGUAAAGUUAGACAGUGUGGUGUGCAGAUUAUUUGGGUACAAAGUAAAAUAAUUCAUUAAGUUAAAAUAAUUAUUUAUUUACAAUAAACUUUAAAACUUUUUACAUAUUGAAAAACUUAACAUGUGGUAUUCUCUCCUUUUGAUAUAUUUGUUUUAUGCAAUUGAGUAAUCAUUUCAUAAGAUUUUGCUCCAUAUUCUUUCAGCAAUCAUAUUUUUUGAAUAAUAGUCCAUUUUCCCAAGUAAAACUUUGAUCAUGACUACAGGUUUUCAGUAGGUUUUUACGUUAGGUGAGCCCCCAGAGCCCCAGGGUUUUUUAAUAUAGGUGAAACAGAAAUAUCUUUAUGUCUUAGAUAAAUUUCUUAACCUUUAGUGACAUGUGGCAUUUUGCAAGGUGUAUUUAAAGUAUUUCCCCUGUUUAAGAAUUUCUUUAAUCUCAGAACAGUUUUGUUUCUCAGCAGGUAAGCAUAUUUAUCAUAGGUCAUUGUUUCCUCAAUGAUAAUUUGUAGGCUUUUUGGAAGUUUAAAGAAUAUAAUUCAUAAAAUAGGCUCAUCUGAAUUUAGAACAACAGUUAUUAAUGUCAAAUGAAAAAAAUGUUUCACCAGUAAAAAUGACCCUUUUCCCCUUAUCUUUUUUAUACCAGUCGUUGUAUUAUCACAAGCAUUUUUUUUUCAACUCUGGCACCCAAUCUUUUCACUGUUCUUUCAAGAAUCUUCUAUUGUACUAUACAGAAAUCAAUCUCUCUGCUCAAAAGAUUUUACUUGUUUUUAGAAGAUUACUUAGGCUGUUUUGUAGUAAUAGUUUUUAGUUCUUUCUGUUUUUAACUUUCCAUCACACUUAACUCUUGAACUGAAGUAUACCUAAAAAUAAGAAACCAGCUCAUUUGGUUUCAUCUGAUCAUGGUUGGAAAUUGAGCUAGCCUGGUGUUAGAAGAAACAUACAUGCAUGAUAAUUGCUAUCACAAAAUGAAGUCGCAUAAAAAUAAUUUCUUGUCCCAAAAAAUUUGUCCACUUUUGAAGGAAUGUCAGGCAAUCUUAUCACCAUUUUGUAGGUGAGGAAAUUUAGGCUUAGAAGAAUUAACUCACAGAAGAUCAUAUAGCUAAUAAAUUGCAACUAUGAAUUGAAAUUAUGAGCACAACUUCACUAUAAGAAUAAAUACUAAAUUCUUUAUAUGUGUCUUACAUAUUUUUAAUAGUACUGUACUUGAAUUAUUUCCAUUCUAACCAUCAAAUAAUUUUUACUUUUCCCUUUAUUGAGUUGGUAAUAGAUUCUAUCAUCAUUCUUCUUUUGAGUGACUCUUGAUUUCUGGAGAGUUAUAUUGUCACUGCUCUAAUUAGCAUCCAUAUAGGAUAUUAUUAAAUGAUAUGGUUAACUUUCAUUUAUUCUUUAUAGAUUGAUCUUUAUUUACAAUGGCUUCUGCAGAAUUCUCCAGAGAUGCUACACUUCAGGUCUACAUAUUCUAUCUGAGUGAAAAUUUUCAGAUCUUUUUGUCACUGUAUAAAGUGAACUAACCUUUUGUUUCAAACAUAUAGCUGAUUCUUUCAAAUUAAGUUAAUUUCCCAGUAAGGUAUUUUUAGAUAGGCAUGUAUAUCAGGUUUUGGGGUUUCAGUUGACAACCAUUAUCACUAGUUUUACAACUACCCCAUAGAAAAGCAAACAUGUAAUCCUUUUAGUUAUCUAAAUUUUUUGCGUCCAGCUGGUUAUUUUCAAGAUAAUUUAUUUUCUGCAUAAAUUUCUUCAGUCUCUUGGCCUAGGAAAUGUGUUGUCUAAUAUAGCAUAGGCAUUAAAUAAUAUUCAUAUAAUACUAUGUAUUGGGUAAUUUACUUAGUGCUUUACAAUUAUCAUCACAUUUGAUAUGAAAAGUUGAUGAAAGAAAAUUAACUUCACAUUCUCCACUAUCUGAUUAAAUUUUAGAAUCUCUAUAUUAAGCUCCAGGUAUCUAUUGUUAUCUAUACUUGUAAAAGAAUAGGAUUCCUAUUGUAACAGUUAAUUUAGUCUCUUGUAAUAAAAGUAUUAUAAUUUUAUGAGGUUUAUUAAAGAUAUUAGAAAUCAAGGAUACAAAAUAAUAUACCACAUGCCAUGGCUGAUUUAGCCAAAUUCAAAACCCCCCACGCUUAGUUUACUCACUUCAUCCUUGCAGUCUCUGAGUACAGUAAGAGAGACGUGUGUGCUUAGAAGGGGCAGAAGCGAGACAUCUUGGGAGGCAGAGAGCCCUUUAAAUAUUAAAUUGUGUUCUCUCACUCAGGUGAGGAAGCAUGUGAGAUUAUAGGGAAUUUUGGGAAGUACUAAGGACUUCUGGGGAUUGAAGUCUGGGGUUCAAAUCUCCAUUUUUACAUUUCUCCCUUUGAUCGUUAUUGGGUAACCAGUUUCCCCAAAAGGAUUAUGAAAACAUAAUCAACUUAAAGAUUACAAUAAUUUGAGGAUAAGAGGAAAAAAAGAACAAAACCAAUUGUUGGACACAUUGACAAAAAAAAAAAACAGGGGGAAGUUCCUUUUGACAUGAAAGUAUACAUGCAAAUAAAUGUUCAAUCAACCACACCCAAAGUUCAUUCUUGAUCUUCUCGCGCAGCUUGUGGUCUGGAGGCAUCUUCAUGGUGUCUUCUCCAAACAGUUCAGUUUCUGGAUUCAGAGAGGUAGCACGAAUUUUAACCUAAAAUUCUUCUCAAAAGGAAUUUAAACUUUGCAAUUUAAAAUAAUGUUUUUACAUUACCCCCUUGAAGAAGGUGAUUGAAAAACACAAGGAUCACGUAGGGAUGCAUGGCUGAUUUAUGAGGUAUAUGAAUCAAUUGGCAAAAAAAAUUAAAAGACAUCAGAAAAAUCCAAAUAAAAAAGAUAAUUUAUGAAUGAAAAUGUAGACUAUCAAAGUCUUAUGUGUAAAAAAAAGUAAAGAAAAAAUAAAUCUACAACAGGACCUUAAAUCAGGGCCCAAUUAAAAUGAUAUAAGCAAGUAAGCAUUUACCCAGUUAGUAGCCAGUACUACAGAAAGUGGCCGCAUUAUGAAAAACAGAAAAGGGACUAGAUUAGAGGAGCCAGGUAGGAACCAGGUUUGAGAUACUCGUCUGUAAGUAUUUUCAGAGUGUGGAUACAAGGAAGGCCUACGUCUUAACAAAUGUUAAACAUAGCAACCUCAAGUCUUCACGCUAGGUUCAAGUCCUUUGUAUUGGCUUAGAAGUGCAUCAAUCCUUCCUGGAUUGGUUUCUUUGUUGACCUGUGUGAUGUUUUGUCACAAUUCAGGUUCAUCUUUGUGCUUUUUUGGCCCUGUGCAAUGGCUUUUUUUGUUUUCUUUGUCCUGGAAUCAGACAUAAUCAUUAAGCAAAGUCCCAUAUUUUUUUAAAACAAUUUAAAUAAAAAAAUUUUUAAAUAAUCUCAAGCUUUUGGGGCAUGCAUUGACAUAGCUAAUGUAUUUUAAACUUAUAUUACUGCAAAAUCCAAAAGUUAAAGAAAAUCUUAAUACUGGUGACAUGUACUUUAGAUAUAAAAAGGAGAGAAAAAAUAAAAGACUAAAAUAGUAUAUUGCACAUACAAGAAAAAUAUAAUAAUAAAAGUUUUAAAAUUUAAAAAUGUCGCUUAUAAUCAUUGACACACUGUGUCAGCUGAGGAAAUAUAGAAUACAAGGCUUUUUCUCCAAAAAUGAGAUCCAUUUCCUCAUCAUGCCUGGCUAUGAUCCACUCUGAGUACAAGUGAAUGAAUUUUACAAGGUAACAGGUUUUUUUUAAAAGAACAGUAGUACAAAUAUAUAGGUAUCAAUAUCCCCAAAAUUCUCAAUAGUCCACUUACAAUAGUAAACAAACCCACUAUCAUUUCUCAUAAAUUGCUGUAUGGCAUUUUUUAGUGGUAGUCUCUCGGUAACCGAGAAAAGCCUAUGAACUGAUGGAUAUUUGUCACAAUUUUUACAAACGUAGCAGAUCUUUCAACCUUGGUAAACAUCUUUUUUAAACAAAGUAAAACUCAUUUUGGGUUUAGGACAUCAUCAAGAAAUCUAGAUAUCAUUACAAAAAUGUGGCAGAGGACUCUAGGCAAAAUCCAAACCUCUGUACUGUUGAUUUUCGGUAAAGUGUGGUGAAGAAUUAUAAAUGAGAUGCUCCUCUUUGGGGAGUGCUCCAGGGGUACUAUAUGUCCUGGGAUUAAUUUCCCAGCUCCUUGGUACGAUACUGUAAUGUCCCAUCCAUUCACACUUUUAUAAAUGUGGGAGGUGGGGAUUAUAAUUGGAUUUCACUUUAGCCACUAAAAUGGACCUUACCCCCUGUUAGGGGUAGGCAAAAUGACCAGAGUUGUUUGGGAAAAAAAAAUUAUGUCUAAAAAACCCCUUAAAAUAAAUUUGAGAUAUUUAGCUCAUUUAAUUUUCCAAAGGUUGUUAUACAAUUGUAGCAAUGUUCUGAUGACGUCCAUCUAUCCUCUUUGUGACAAUUUACAAAUUCAAAACAGAAAAUGCUAUUUUUAUAUGGGCUUAUUCAAUAAUAUUUGUUCAGUGUAGUAAUAGGGGAAAAGCAACAGAAUAUAACAGUAGUUAAAACCAAGUAUAUUAAAAUGAUUCAGUGUAACAGAAUAGUAUUGAAUGUAUUAAUAUAUUAACUUAAAACCAACAAAAUUAAAUCUUAAACAAAACAAUCAGUAAAAUGCAAUAAAAUACAGAGAUUUUUUGUAAAACAUUGGAGUCUGAAAAGCCUUAAAAAUAUAACCUCCAGUCUCUUUAAAGUUCAUUGUUUUUUUUAAAUUAUCCAUUUAGAUGCCUGUUGUCAGAAGGCAGAAGAUUGGUAAGAGAUAGGCAAUGAGGUUCAAGUUUCCUGCCCAGGAUCACACAGCUAGGAAGUGUCUGAGGCCAGAUCUCAACCCAGGACCUCCUGUCUCUAGUCCUUGCUCUCAAUCCAUUAAGCCACUGAGCUGCUUCCCCAUAGUAAGGGUGUGUUUUGGGAAUCUCAAAUUGGUUCAAAGAAUUGCAGGGAGUUGAAUUUUCCCCCUGAAUCUUGGGUGAUAGAAAUAAAAGGAUCAAUGCACUCAAAAGAUAUCCUUUUAAAGCAGCCAUGCUUGUAACUUCCUGUUUGGAAAAGUCUAUUCCUUCUCCUCUUUCUCCCCCUCUGUGGUCCCCUGUCCCCUGUCACAUGGAGGCUAAGGAAAGAACACCCCCAUUUUUAUCUGCUGGUUUUUGAUCCUGAAGAAAUUGGGUCUACUAUCAUCAGCCAGGGGCGAUCUGCGAUCUGGCUCGAAGGCCAGAGUUGCUGGGCCUGGGUGGGUCAGGACCGGGAGAGCUAUCUGGGUCUGGAGAGCUACCUGGGUCCGGAGUCCAGAAGAAGCCGGCAGCAGGAGGAGCUGGGUCGGGCGGGGCUGAGACCAGGUAAGCGAUCUGAAUCAAGAAAGUCUGAAGCAGAUGCCUAUAGGCAGUAGUGCAGGUAAGCAGGCAAGCAGGCUCAAGCUGAUUCAAGAGACUUCUCUAAAAAGCCUUGGAGAAAUGUGAUUUAGAAAUCAUUAUCUAGGCUAUCUUUUUUUUUUUAAUUUGAGAAGUUUUCAUCCAAUCUAGUAGUUGCCAUUAACUGUAACAGUUUAAUUUCUUGUAAUAAAAGUAUGAAGUUUAUUAAAGAUAUUAGAAGUCAAGGAUACAAAAUAAUAAACCACGUGCCAUGGCUGAUUUAGCCAAAUUCAGACCACCCCCAUCCCCACCUGCUUAGUUUACUCACUACAUCUUUGCAAUCUCUGAGUACAGAGAGGUGCGUGUGCUUAGAAGUGGAAGAAGCAAGACCUCUUGGGAGGCAGAGAGCCCUUUAAAUACUAAAUUGUGUUCUCUCACUCAGGUGAGAUUAUAGGGAAUUCUGGGAAGCACUAAGGACUUCUGGGGAUUGAAGUCUGGGGUUCAAAUCUCCAUUUUUACACUAUCUUUAUAGUGUCUCUAUAGAUAGAUAGAUAGAUAGAUAGAUAGAUAGAUAGAUAGAUAGAUAGAUAGGUAGGUAGAUAGGUAGAUAGAUACACACUAAACCAUAAAACAGGUUGUCUGGCCUAUAGGAUUUUUUUUUUAAUUUAAGAGUAUAGUUUGCUUUUUGAAUUUGGAAUUGUCUCAGAAAAUCUAGAAUGUACAUUACUGCAUUUAUCCUCACUAUGUUUUGAUCUAGUUUCAUAUUAGAGUUGUCCAUUGAGUUCUUCUAAAAUUUCAUAUAAUACAUAGCAAUUAACUAUCACUUUUGUUUUUUGUUUGUUUACAUAAGGAAUCAAAGAAUGAAUUGCUUUCAUCAUAGAAACUUUUAGGAGAACACAGUAUAAUUUAAUAAAUAUUUAUUGUCUAUUAUGUGCAAGGUUCUGUGGAUGAUAUGAUCUUAGGAGUCCUUGAAUUCUGAACAGGAAUCCCACUAGUGUUUAGUAGAAAUUACUGGAAACAGACUAAACCAUUCACCUUUUAUCUUUUUCCCUCAAAUAAUCCCAGUUGAUUUGAAACAGUUCGGUGAUACUUUGUUGAGGCUAGGUAUAUAUUUUAGAUAUAUGGGUCUAUCUUAAAAGCCAAGCACUUUGCAUGGAACCCCUCAGGAAUUCACAAAUUGAGAAUAUCAUUUGAAAAAAAUAAAAAAUAUGUUUAUUGCAUUAAAAUCCGCAGGUAUCCCCAAACUAGAAAAGUUAUCAUUUGACCCUACAAAAAAGGUAUAUGUAAAACUAUAUCAUGCAUGUUUCUAUUUAUCAGUUCUUUUUCUGGAGGGUUUUUUUAAAAAUAAAAAUAUUGUUUUGAUGGGGGUUCCAUGCCAAUGAACAGUUCAAUAAAUCAAUCAGUAGACAAUAAACACCUACAGAUGUAAAUUUGACAUUAAUAAAAGCAUUUUUCAUUUUAAUGCUGCAAAGAAAUAAGUUAAGGGAUGUGGAUUGUAUCUUAGUAGGUUUGUACUUCCUCCAGGAAGGGAAAUGGGUUGGGACAGAACUAGUAUAACUAAAAGAUAAUCCCAAAAAGUCAUACUUGUAUGAGUAUAUGAUUUUACAAUAAAAUUUUUUAAAAGACUACAACGGUCCUUUGGAAAUGUUCAUUUUUAAUAUCCAAAUGGAAAUAUAGGAUUCCAGGCAGAAUAUAAAAACUUUCCCAACAUACCAUCAAAAUAAUAAUUGUGGCCAAGAUACAAAAAGAUCUGAAAUAUACCUCUAGUAUUUUGAUGUUGAUCUAAUGAGUCAGCCAUUUUACUAGCACUGUUUCCUGUUUGUUUCUCUUUUUUUAUUAAACCUUCUUUGGAUCUAAACACUAUCCUUUUGCAUAUUGUCUUACUUCUACCCCUGAUUCAUAAUUUAAAUUAUCUAGUGGUAAGCAAUUAAAGAUGGAGUUAAAUACAGAUUUUAUAUCGGUAUUUACUAAGCAGAAAAUUAUCACCUGAGUGACAAGAUGGUAAUGGGUGGAGUUAGACAAGUGCAGCCUGUUCUACAAGUCUGAGCUUUGUCAGGGGCGUUCCUUUGGUAUUGCAAAGGAGUGUGUGUGUGUGUGAGAGAGACAGAGAGAGACAGACACAGAGACAGAGACAGACAGAGACACAGAGAAACAAAGAGAGAAUGAAUAUGAAUAUAUGAAUGUGCGUGUAUGUUUGUGCAUGCACUGAGAGAGACUGAGCCUGUGCUGGCAACAGUCCUUUUCAGCCAAGCUCAGUACUGAUUGCUCAUCAGUGAACAAAAGCAGGGCCAUGGGAACUCUUGAGAGGAGUGCCUGAAAACUGAUCUUGAGCUUUAGGAUAUUUGUGGAUAUUUAAGCCGGACAUAUCCUGUGGCAGAAAUGCCCUAUAGAUUCUAUUAGUUCUUGAAGAUUAGAGUAGAAUUCACUCUAGAUUGAUUGCUGUGUAUAAUUCAGCCUGGAGUAAUAUUACAGUCUUUAUCCUAAAAUCUGUAUCCGGAUAAAAGUAUCCAAAAAACACGGCAAGCUUAUCACCUUCUUACGAACAUUCAUGAAGUCUCGUCCAACAAAACAGAAACUGAAACAGCGGGGAAUUCUGAAAGAAAGAGUAUUUGGCUGUGACUUGGGAGAACACCUUCUGAAUUCUGGUUUUGAAGUGCCCCAGGUUCUUCAGAGUUGUACAGCAUUCAUUGAGAGAUAUGGUAUUGUGGAUGGAAUAUAUCGUCUUUCCGGUGUUGCUUCCAAUAUCCAGAGAUUACGGCAUGAAUUUGACUCUGAACAUAUUCCCGACCUGACAAAAGAGCCUUAUGUUCAAGACAUACAUUCAGUGGGUUCCCUUUGUAAACUGUAUUUUCGAGAACUCCCAAAUCCUCUGCUCACUUACCAACUCUAUGAGAAAUUCUCUGAUGCAGUUUCUGCAGCAACAGAUGAAGAACGACUCAUAAAAAUACAUGAUGUCAUCCAGCAACUUCCUCCUCCACAUUAUAGAACACUGGAAUUCUUAAUGAGACAUUUGUCUCUUUUAGCUGACUAUUGUUCUAUUACAAAUAUGCACGCGAAGAACCUAGCAAUUGUUUGGGCUCCAAAUCUUCUAAGAUCAAAACAGAUAGAAUCUGCCUGUUUUAGUGGAACAGCUGCCUUCAUGGAAGUGAGAAUUCAGUCUGUGGUGGUUGAAUUUAUUCUUAAUCAUGUGGAUGUUCUCUUCAGCUGCAAAAUCAGUGCAGUCAUUCAGGAUGGGGCAGCUUCUCUUUCAAGGCCCAAGUCUCUGUUGGUGUCCUCUCCAUCCACCAAACUAUUGACAUUGGAGGAAGCCCAGGCACGAACACAAGCUCAGGUCAAUUCUCCAACUGUGCCUGACAACAAAUAUAUUGAGGUGGGAGAAGGUCCUGCUGCACUUCAAGGAAAAUUCCACACUAUUAUUGAGUUCCCUCUUGAAAGGAAAAGACCCCCAAACAAAAUGAAGAAAUCUCCUGUGGGCAGUUGGCGUUCCUUUUUCAAUUUAGGGAAAUCAUCCUCUGUGUCUAAGCGGAAACUUCAGCGUAAUGAGAGUGAGCCUUCAGAGAUGAAAGCAAUGGCUCUGAAAGAUAUACAGAUAGUGAAUAAUAAAAACAUCAUGUGCUUUGGUUCUUCAGGGAGCAGAGCAGAAGGAACCCUCCGCUCAGCUAAAAGUGAAGAGUCUCUUACUUCUCUUCAUGCAGUUGAUGGUGACUCUAAACUCUUUAGACCUAGGAGGCCCCGGUCUAGCAGCGAUGCAUUGUCUGCCUCUUUUAAUGGAGAAAUGCUGGGAAACAGAUGCAAUUCCUAUGAUAACCUGCCCCAUGACAAUGAAAGUGAAGAGGAAGAAGGACUUUUACAUAUUCCAGCCCUCAUGUCCCCUCAUUUGGCAGAAGAUGUUGACUUAAGCCCACCAGACAUUGGAGUAGCCAGCUUGGAUUUUGACCCCAUGUCAUUUCAGUGUAGUCCUCCCAAGGCUGAAUCAGAGUGUUUGGAAAGCACUGCUUCCCUCUUAGAUUCAAUGGGAUUUCCCAAGGACAAGACAAGCACCAGUAAAAAUGAAACAGAGGCAGGGAGUCAGUCUCAAACUCCUGGCAGUACUAAUAGCUCUGAACCUGUCUCUCCACUUCAAGAGAAAUUAAGUCCAUUCUUUACAUUGGACCUGAGCCCAACGGAAGACAAAGUGUCCAAGCCAUCUUCAUUCACAGAGAAGGUUGUUUAUGCUUUUUCUCCAAAAAUAGGACGGAAAUUAAGCAAAUCACCCUCUAUCAACAUAUCAGAGCCAAUCUCUGUGACUGUUCCCAGUCGGGUGUCAGAAGUCAUUGGCACAGUUCCAAGUUCAACAUCACAGAAUACAUCUUCCCCAACCUGGAACAAGGGCUUUGGUGAAGGUGACAUCGUCAGUAGGUCCCCCACUCAGGUAGUAAUAAUAAGGACAAAUGAGAGAGAUUCCCGAGAAGUGUGCCAGUCUGAAGUCCAGUCCCAGGACCAGGUGACUGCUGAGGCAGUAGGACUGCCAGGGAAAGUGGAACAGUCCAUCUCCAGCAGUCAGAGUAAGGCUGUACCUUCUGGACAGGCUCAGACAGGAGCAGUUGCCCAUGACUCCCCUCAGGAUCUCGUUCCUGUCAGUUCAGUCUCUCUUAUCCCACCACCACCACCUCCAAAAAAUGCAGCACGUAUGUUGGCCUUAGCAUUGGCCGAGUCUGCGCAGCAAGCUUCAACUCAGUCACUGAAGAGACCAGGGAAUUCUCAUGCUGGUUGUCCAAAUUAUGGAGACACUACAGUGGUGACACCUGAAGAUAAACAGCCCAGUUCUUAUAUUAGUUUUCCUUUAGAGAAACCCUGUUUCCAUUCUAGUAUGUCAUCAGAACAGCUUCACCUCCAAAAUGCAUCAUCUGGAAAUUAUGACCAGCCUAAGCUGGGUGUUGUGGUAGCUGAGGACCACUCCAACUCAAUUCCUAUUGAAUCUGUGGAGCAGCCAUACCACUCGACAGGUUCACCAGUGAAUCAGGCCCAUAUGACCUGUUUUCCUGGGGAGUCAGAAAAGGCUGAGAUUGCUAUGGCAACAUUAGUGGACUCAGACAAGGUUGACAGCCAUGUUGUUUUGCAUGAAAAUCCAGGAAAGACCAACAUCCGAACUGUUUCUUUUGGGAACCAAGAUGAACCCCAUAUCCACUUCUCUAGUGGAGAGCAGCUUCUUUCAUCUCUGGAUACAUCUGUAGAUAAAUCCCAACUUUCUUCAGAACCUGAAGAAAAGGUAACCUCUCCUUAUGGUUUGCCUGUCGACAAAAUCCACCCUUCUCCUGGGUCCCCUGUAGACAAAGCUGCGGCAGCUCCAACAGUUUACAUGACACCUACUCCAGCAUCAAGUGAAAUAAGCACCAGGGAAACUAGCUGGGAUAUGGUUGGCCAACCUCUGUCUUCUGCUGACCUUGUCUCCACCCUGCAGCGCACCCAUAGAGCUAACUGCCUUCCUCUGUCCCAUCCUUCUCAGAGACCAGCAGAGCAGCAGCUAGUGGUGGCACAGGUACCAGCAGCAACCAGUGCAGGACUAAAUAAUUCUCACAAGGUUCGUGGAGUAGCUUCAGCUCCUGAGAAGCCACCUGAGCCCAGAGUAGCAGAAUCAUCUUCAGUCUUUUCCUGUGAUGGUAAUACAACUACUCGCUGUGCCACCUAUGCUUCCACCAUCCCCCCUGGCCUUCCUGAAAAGGUCUGGGAGGGGGCCAGAGCCCCCCCACUCCACCUGCGUUCUGAAUCUGUUCCCACACACACCUCUCAAGGCUUUGCUCUGCCAGUUCCACCUACUAGGACGAUGGACAGUAAGAUUGCUACCGCCAUACACUCCGGUAAUGCUGAUGGAGUCACAACAUCCAGUUAUCAUUCCUUCAUCACUGCUUCAUCAGCCUCCAUGGAUGAUUCUUUGCCUCCACCACCCCCUGUCCCUCAGCCUAAACACGCCUCUCAGAAACCACCUUUCCCAUCUUAUAUGAGGCCCGAUAUCGUGACCGACUCUGUAGGCACAGAAAACUGUUUGCAUCUAGGCUUGGCUUCCACCUGUCAGUUCCGUCCGCAGAGUGUUCCCCCACAUCACCAUAAGCCUGAGCAACACCAGGUCUAUGGCUCCAGAUCAGAGACACCAAGUUGCAUGGGUCCCCGCUAUAAUACAUACAUGCCCCCUGGAAAAAAUUCCUCUGGGUACCACUCCAAGCCAUGCAGCCGGGUUGAGUAUGUGUCCUCUGUGAGCCCAUCCCUUCGGAGCGCUUGUUAUCCUGAAGACAUUCCUCCGUACCCCACUAUUCGCAGAGUGCAGUCCCUGCACGCCCCUCCAUCCUCCAUGAUCCGUUCUGUCCCCAUUUCUCGGACAGAAGUGCCCCCUGAUGAUGAGCCAUCCUACUGCCCACGUCCCCUCUACCAGUAUAAGCCAUAUCAGUCGUCCCAGGCCCGCUCCGAUUACCAUGUAACUCAGCUGCAGCCUUACUUUGAGAACGGCCGAGUUCACUACCGGUACAGCCCUUACUCCAGUUCUUCCGGCCCCUAUUAUGCUUCUGACGGGACCUUCUAUGACAUGGACACUUAUGGCACGGUCCAGCUGAGGCCGCUGCAUCGUGUGCCCAACCGUGACUUCAACGUCUACAAUCCCAGGCUGCAGGGAAAGACCUUCUACCGUUACCCCGGGGUGCCCCCUCGCCCCCCUGGCAACAUUGUGGGUUACCUUUCUGGGAAUGAGCAUAAUCUUAUCAACAUGACUUCUUCAGUGGAUGGCAAACAUGUGUAUGCCUCCUGGGACCUGGAAGACAUGGAAAAAUACCGCAUGCAGUCCAUUCGACGGGAAAGCCGGGCCCGGCAGAAAGUCAAAGGGCCGGUGAUGUCCCAGUAUGACAAUAUGACCCCUGCUGUGCAGGAUGACAUGGGGGGCAUUUAUGUCAUUCAUCUACGGAGCAAAUCAGAUCCUGGGAAAACUGGACUUCUUUCGGUGGCAGAAGGGAAGGAAGGGAGAUAUCCCACAAAGGCAGUGACACCAGAGGGAGAUGACCGCUUCUAUAAAAAGCAUCCUGAGCCAGAGUUAGAUAGAGCCCAUUACCAUGGAGGCUAUGGCAAUGGGCAGUCAGAGAAGCCGUCUCUUCCUCUGAAGCAAAGCAGCCUCAGGAACAGAAAAAUUCAUGACAUGAGCGCCAAUCCCUCUGAACACAGGGCACACCAGGAAGUAAGCCAUAGGCAGUUAUGUGAAUCAAAAAAUGGGCCCCCCUAUCCCUCCGGAGCUGGCCAGUUAGAUUAUGGGAACAAAGGCAUCCCAGACACUUCUGAACCAGUUAGCUAUCAUCCUGCAGGAGGGAAAUACAGUACACUAGGCCAGGACACUUUGAGAUUGAACCACAAAGAAGUGAGGCCCUCUGAAGAGCUGGAGCGGACACGGAUCCGGCAGCCCCCUGGCCCAGAGAAACUCUCAAGAGACUGCUAUAAGGAAGAUGAGCAUCCUGCACCGUCGAUUCCCCCUCCCAAACCAGAGCGGAGUCACAGUCUGAAACUGCAUCAUACACAGAGCAUGGAGAGGGACCCCAAUUUGCUGUACCAGUACCAAAUGCAUGGCAAACGCCAAAGUAAUAUGACUGUAUUAUCUCAGUAUGAGAAUUUGGAUGAUUAUCACCCUAUGCCUCAGCACCAGCGGGGAGGGUUUGGAGGAGCAGGAGGAGCAGGAGGAGGAGGAGGAAUGGGUACAUUCAUACCUCCUGGCUUUCCCCAUCCACAAAAUAGGACAUAUGCCACAGCUCUGGGUCAAGGGGCUUUUCUUUCCACAGAGUUGUCCUUGCAGAAUCCUGAAACACAGAUCCAUGCAGAAUGAGCCCUGGGAACAAUAGAGUUAAAGCAGCCUCUGCUGGACAGUGGACUGUUUUAUUUUUUCAAUGACCAAAAAGAUUAAAAAAAUACACACAAAAAUUAAAAAAAAAAGCAACCAAAAUAUCCCAAUAAGAAAAGGAAACAAACUGUCAUCUUUUCUCCUCCCCAUUACCACAUCACCCAUCCACAGACUCUGUUGUGUGUCAUUUAAAAGAGGUCUGAAUGAUUGUGGAGAGCUUCAUUUUGAAUAUAUAGCAAAGAAAUUUGUCAGAGACCAAAAUCACUAAAGAAGACAAAUUUAGAGUGAUAUUGGGGGCUGUUGCUGCUUUUAAAAUUAACAUUGCCUUUUUUUUUUAGUAUUUGGUAUAUAGUACAGAGAAACUGACAUUAAUUGCUGGUAGGAUUUUACAUCUAUUGCUAGGUUCCUACUCAACUUUCCCCCAGUAAAUGCUAAGUAACAUUCCCAGAAUAUCAGGUCAUUCUCACUUAAUCACCCCUCUCUUUUAAAGGUCAGGUAUGCUAAAGUCAGAAAAUUAUUACUACUUUAAUUAGGAAAUACAGUUAUUAAGAAUUUAAUUUAAGAAAAGAAAUUAUUUAUCCCCCAACCUGAAAACAUUUAAAAAAUGUAUUCUUCUCAGCACCCCAUGAAAGCUAUCUAUUUUUCACAAUUCUGUUAACAACCUUGUAAAAAUGCAAAAAGGAUUUUUCAUUAGAAAUAGCAAUGAGGCUUAUCAAUGAAAGAAGAAAAAAAUCCUCAUUGUUAUUGUGGCUUAGUUAGCAACAGAAAACUGCUAGUUCCUUUACUUUACUUACUACCAUUGAAUUUUUAUAAAAGAUCUUGGUAAAUUAUAAUUUCUAGUAUAAACAUUUCAUACCACUGUUGUGGAAAAUACAGCAGCAUGGUUUGGCUGGAUAAACACAAAGAACAUACCCUUAUUUACAAAUUUACUGUGUGUUAGUUAAUCGUUUGUUUCUAAACCAGAGUGCAGGUUACCUGGGAAUUCUUAAUUAGGUACCAGUUAUUUAUGGGAACAUGUAAACUAUUAUAAUACAUACUUAGUAUGCUGUAUCAUAUCACCAUCCCAUGGAGCUCUGUGUAGUUACCAUGUAAGUACUGAGUGAAUACAUGUUCUUUGUUCACUGUGUAUUUAGUGUGAUCACUAUUUUAUUGUAAUUGUCAUUCACACCAGCAUUUCAGGUACAUCACUUUGUAACUCUGUAGAAAGGCUAUGUAUAUUUAGUAUCCAAGACUUUGUUUUUAAUAAUAACUCACAUGAAUUCCUUAUCACAACAGGAAUAAGACAGAUCUCUCCAGCCAAAUAGCUUUCUUUUUCUAUAUUCCUACUCAUCACAGCUAUACCAGAUUAGCAGCACAGUUGUCUAUUUCUAAAAUGAAUAUAGUUUGACAUUUCACUAUACAAGACUUACUAAUGCUUGAGUUUUAUGCAUUAACAUCUUUAAAAUGUUCAAUUUGGUGAGGACAGUUGGAGAAUCUCUUUCAAUUUAAUGGAUGAGAAUUUCUCUGACUUUUUUUUUAACUCAGAGUGAGUUUCAUUAAGUGAAAAAAGAAAAUGCAAACAAGUGUUCAUGAGGCUAAAAGUCAUGCUGCUAUACAUUGCUGUGAAACCACAAAUAUGAGGGCUCACAUCAUUUCAUCUCUGAUGCAGAAUGUCAUAUCAUUGCUAUUUUCAGGGAUUAAGUAACAAAAGAUUUAACUAUAAUAUAACAGAAUCUUUUUUUUUUUUGGUAACCAUCUCUGAAGUUUUCUUUUUUGAUCUCCCAGCUUUGGAUAUAGCUACUUCAACAGCAGUGGUCUAAAUACUCAUUUAGGGGUGUGUCUACAGUAGAAAUUGGGAAACAACUAAUUUUUUUGCAUGUAAUUGGUCUGUGGAAGUUCAUGUCGUUUUACCAAAUGCACAGAUCCAAGUAGCAUAGAAAAACACAUUACCUUCAUUAUCCUUAAUAAGCAUUUAUUAAGCACCAGCAAUGUUCCAGGCACUGGUAGGUGCUGGGGAUAUAUAUAUAUAUAUAUAUAUAUAUAUAUAUAUAUAUAUAUAUAUAUAUAUAUAUAUAUAUAUAUAUAUAUAUAUAUAUAUAUAUAUAUAAUGAAUGAAUAAAAACCUCCAUUCUUAAAGUAUAUUCUAACAAUAAGAAACUUAAUAGCAUAUACCCAUGUGACUUUAAAUAUUUAUCACUUCUUCCAGUCAGAUAGCAGUUUCCAUUGCUAUCCCUCAGCAGUCAUCAGAUCAAUAGAGCGAUUCCUUGACCUGUUGACAAUACCAAAUUGAUAUCUCAUAGGUAGCUUGAUAAUUAGAGGGAAGGAAGAGGGACAGGGAUAGGUAGACUAUUACAAAAUAGGUUUGUGUGAUUAGUAGUAACUGUAUGCCCUGGAGGAAGUGACUGAAGAAAAGUCAGUCUAUUUUUCUUGUAUUUAUAUUUAAAAUGCCUAAAUCAUAAAGCUGGGAAUGACAAAAGUUGGAGAAUCCUAAGUAGAAGCCUUGAGGUAAAUACCUUGAUGUAAAUAAUGACUCAAAGGAUCAUUAAAUUUGUGAAAACCAUGAACUCUGGACAGAGUCUAUAGUUGUUUUCUCUAAUGCAGACACAGCCUUAAUCAUGUAUUCAGUUAUGUGAAGAAUUUUGCAUGGUCUCUUUCUUGUUAACAACAUUAUGGGGUAGAAAUUGGAUGGCAAAUCACUGUGAGCCAAGUUACCUCAGCAUAAAUCACCCUGUAUGCGACUUCAAAAAUCUAGAAAUAGCAUUGAAGUUAAUAUCUUUAAUUUUGACAUGGGGCAUCGUCAUCAACGAAAAUGGAGCUGCCUUAUGCAUUGCACCCACCAUCUCAUUCUUUUAUUCUUUAAAUAACCAAAUCUCUAGCAUUUUUAAUCUUUUGGUCAAAUUUGUGGUCUAUUCUUUGAUUUGGUAAGCAAAUUUUCUCAGAAUGUCUGAUUGCAGAAUUUUCAAACAGUCUCAAAGGUGCCAUUGUUUUUAAUUCCUCUCAUCUGAGCCUAAUUUCACCUUGUGUUUGGGUUACUUUUACACAUGCAAGGUCCCUGGAAUUGUCCUGAGAAUGGUCUAUGUAUCUCUUUCCUUAUCCCUCCAUAUUCCCAAUAAAGCAAGGUAUUUUGUGAAAAAAAGUUAGGGUCAGGUUGGAAAUACACAGGUAACAGAAAAUGUGCUUCUUUGAAGAAGGAAUAUUUUUAUGGCUUGGAAGAAUGGGAAGAAAGAGCAAGACAUUUCAUCUUUGGGGUAGCAGUUUGGUGUACAGUAUAGCCAGCUUAAAAUCGCAUUGUGCCCCUUUGGUUACAGGAGGAACAAGUAGAUCCACCUGUUGCACUCUCAUGUAUCCCCAUCCCUAUCUAUUGCUCAUCCCAUUAGUAUGUUGGCAAAGAAUUGUCUCAGAAAUGUGUAAGGAAAUGAUAGUGAAAGUAAAAGAAUGUUUGAAAACUAUUUCAGAAAGGAUAGAGGCAUGUGAUUUCCAGUCCCGAAUGCUACAGAAGUGUCAGGUAUGAUAAAUUUUAACUGUGCAUGAAAAUGCCAAUGUAUAAGGUGGGGAAAGGGGAGGGAAAGAUACCUUCCCACCCCAUUGCUGGUUUGUAUUGUUUAUGGUCAAAGAAUGAGAUACAGUUGUUUUGCAGUUUACGGUUAUGCAGUGGAAAAUGAUUCUUCAACCAUGACCCGCAUGAGAAAAGUGUCCUAGAAAGUUUGAAUCACACUUCUGAGUUCUUUUAACUUUAAUUUAUAUAAUGUCUUAUUUUUAUGUCUUAAUAUUUUGUGAACUGGUGUAAAAUAUAUAUAUGCUGAGAAACUCAUGUAUUUUUUUUUGUAAAUAAUUUUGUGACUUAUUCUUUGCCCCAUAUGUAAAUAUUUAGAUUAUCACUUUCUUCAAACAUUCUAUAAGGCUCACGUGGGGUUCUGCUUUUAUUUUGGGGGAGGGGUUUUUGUACUAUAAUGGGAUAAUUCAGAUUGAGAUGUCUUGUGGUUUAAAUCAAAUGUCCCACCAAGGUCAACUCAAAUAUACAAGUCAACAGAAAUAAUUCAGGUUAAAGCAGACAUCUGUGUGUGUAUGUGUGUUUAUUUCACUAUAAAAUGAAAAGAUAGGAAGAGAGCACUGGAAGAUAUUGAAGUAAAGGGCUUUGGGGCUAGAAAGAAAUGUUAAAUUGAUUCAACUGAGCAUUCUAUGUGAUAUGACUUUGGCCACCUAGCUUUUGACCUUAGGCCCAAAUUUUAGGGUAACAUCACAAAUUCUGAGAUUUCUUGAUCUCUGCUGGGAUUUUAGGGUAGACAUGGAAUUCUAAGGCUGUCACAGAGAAUCUUCUCCUGGCAUGGUAUGGUUUUCAGUUAGGAUUUUCUAGUUGAUUGAAUAUUUUGGAGUUGUCCCCCUUAACUGCUCCAAAGAGGACCUCAGAAAUUCUGGAUCAGUUCAGGUCUCUGAAGUGUACCUCACACAAAAAACUUAAUCUCAUGAGGAAUAUGACCUUAGAAUGAGCCUUUUAGGGUCCCAAACUAAAUAUCCCAUAACAUAUAUUUGGGAUAUGAAUGCCUACAGAGAAGUUGCUAUGAGUUCAACCCCUUGUGGCAAGAUACCUUGUUAAUUAUGACUAAUGAAACAAUACUGGGACCCUGCCUUAUUUCCUUCAAGCCUAAUAAACACAUACAUAUUUGAGCAAAUAUUAUUUCUUCCAAUACCAUAUACCCAGUAUUUUUCCUCUCAACCCUGACUUUUCUUCAGGACACUUUCCUUCUAUCAUGUGAUUAAGCUGCAUCAGAAUUUUAACUCCCAGCAAGGACUGCCGGUCUCAAUGAAGCUUUGGAUAUAAGGAGUCUCAGCAGAUUGGUUCUUUUGAUCAGAAAAGUUUCUGGGAGGGUUACCUCUUUAAAAACAAAAUUUUCCAAAAAAAAAAAAAUCUUUUAUUAUGGACAUUUGGACUCAAAAUCUAACAUGCAAUAUACAUAUAAAUGCAAACUGAAGCAGCCAAAUAUUUCCUUGUGACUCAGAGACUUUAACCAUUUUCUUACAGUAUUAAGUUAUAGUAUAUAGCACACCCAUAGCCUAUUUAGGUGCCUAUUAUGUUAUAGAGGUAGGUAGAUAGGUUGGCUGCUACACUAAAUAUCCUCAGAGAACUUACUCUGUGGUUCAUCUGCCUAUAAAAUUCUCAGUUUCCUUUGCUGCCAACUGAUACUUAUUAGUGUACCUGCCUUAGGUGCUUUCUGGUUUGCCAUUUAUAAUUAUUUAAGAAAUCAGAUUAACAAGUCUUGUUUAGGAUGAUACCUUGGUCACUGGUCUUGAAUUAUUUUAAAGGUAAUCACAUAAAAGGGGGAUUAAAUUUUAAGAGAUCAUUGCCUCUCUAACUAGAUAAGAUCUCAAAGGCCAUUGUCUGGUUAAAACAACAAAAACCACCACAUUUAUAUGGCAUUUACUAUGUACUAGGCACUACACUCAAGUGUUUUACAAAUAUUAUUUGAGCCUCACAAAAACCUUUGGAGGUGUAUACACAUGCUAUUAUUAUGCCCACCUUACAGAUGAGGAAACUGGGGCAUCCAGGUUAAGUGACUUGCCCAGAGUCACACAACUCGAAGUGUUUGAAACCAGUUUUGAACUCUGGUCUUCCUAACCCCAGGCCCAGUGCUUUAUCCACUAUACCACCUAGCUGUCCAUUUUAGAGAUGAGUAAAUAGACCCAAGGAGAAUAAGGCGGUUGUCCAAGGUCCCACAAGUCAAAGGUGUCGUGCAGGACCGGAACCCAGGUUUUCUGACUCCAGAGAUAGCACUUUGCCCACUACAGUGACAUGUUUUGCUUAGGUCCCAAAGGUAGAGCUAGAAGCAACAGAUAGAUGUUGCAAAGAAGCAAAUUUAGGCUUCAUAUAAAGAGAAACAACCUAGCCAUUGGAAAACUCUAGAAGCUACCUCACAGGAGUGUGGUGACCCACCACCAGAAGUUUAUUAAUGAAGGAAUGGCAAGAAACUUGUCAUAUAUAAUGGAGACAGGAUUUGUGUUGUAUAUCAUAUUGGAUGGGAUGACCUCCAUGGUCUUCAUUUCCCUAGCCAAAAGUAAUUCAUUUCUUCUUGGGACUUCCAUACUUUCUUAUGACUUUUUAAAUUUAUAUUGUAGUUUGUGGAUUAAUGUACUAUUAAAUUAUAUACAAGAGUUUUCUUUUAUUCAUAGCAUUCCAAGACCUGCCACAGCACUUUGCACAUAGUAGGUACUUAAUAAAUGGGUAUUGCAUUGAACAAAUUUGUCUUGAUAAUCUAUUGGCUUUAACUUUCAAAAGGGAACAAUCAUUAGGCCCCUGGUGUUUAGCCAGAGCAACAAACUACUUUGGUUCACCAUGAAUUCAAUGUUCUGCAAAUAAUCCUUUCACUAUGAGGAAUAGGUACAAGAGAGGUACUAUAUAACAUGGCGAGUAGAAAAAAGGAGCUCAGUAUCAAGAAGGUCUGGACUCAAGGCAUACCUCUGAUGCCAACUGACAUUGUGACUCUGGGUAAGUCCUGCUACUUCUCAGUGUCCUAUAGCAGCUCUUUAAAAGUGGUAUUGGUGUUGGGUGCCACCAGAAGGUCCUUACCAGGACUUCCCAACGCAGAUGAAAUCACAGGUCCAAUCAAAGAAGAAAUUAGGUACAGAGAAAGCCUGGGUUUUCACAGAUAGGAGGGCAACAGGCAGAAAAUAAAACAGGUUUGCCAUCAGUUCCAUAGUGAGCUGUUUUCAUUAUUGUCAAUAGUGGGACCACCACAUUUGGACUUAACACUUCAGCCCCCAGCAAAAGGAUUAGAACGAAAACAGUGAAGACAAAGACUAGCUAGACAAGACCAAAUACAAAUUUAAAACCCUCUUACUGAAGGCAACAAUUUUGAAAGCAUUGAGAUUUUCAAAAUAUCUUCAAGAAAACAGCUUUGAAAACUGUAGAUUGAAGUUAUAUUUAAAAAGAAAGGAAAGCAGUAUGCAAUAGAGACCUGCUGUUUCUCAUACAGUCUUUUUUGUUCUACACACACACACACACACACACACACUGUCCAGUGUUAAAUAUAAGUAUAUACCUACAAGAGAAGCUACCAAAUUUGGGGGGAACUAAUGCUUUUUUAAGUGAUUGAAAAGCCAUCAGCAACUACUAGCUCAUCUGCUUUUUCAUCUAUCAAAUCUCUGAAAGCGAUCUCUACACAUAUCUAAAAUAUUCUUGAUAAAGUGAAAGGGGAACAGACUUUGAAAACUUAUUUUAUGUAAUAAGUUACAUCUUUGAAGUGAUAAAAUUGACUGAAAAUGUAGAAAAUGCAAAACCUUGAUGUUUGUUGAUUAUAAAAAUACUUGCCUAAAAUAAAAGUUGACCUUAAAAGCUCUCCUUCAAUAAAAUGUUUUAGACACA
Monodelphis domestica (gray short-tailed opossum) is the source of this 26235-nucleotide messenger RNA. RefSeq names its product Rho GTPase activating protein 32 (gene ARHGAP32). Gene Ontology annotation, biological process: small GTPase-mediated signal transduction. NCBI's taxonomy places the organism in Eukaryota, Metazoa, Chordata, Mammalia, Didelphimorphia, Didelphidae. The record is from RefSeq and is a predicted model, not a curated record. Gene Ontology annotation, cellular component: nucleoplasm; actin cytoskeleton; cell cortex. Gene Ontology annotation, molecular function: GTPase activator activity; phosphatidylinositol phosphate binding; protein binding.